GCCGCCAAUUAACAUAAUUUGCAAAAUUGUGCACCGUUUCGAGGAAAGAUGAACGACGCGAUUGAGGAAAUUUUCGCCAAUGAUUCGCCGGAGGACAUCGAAACGGUGAAGAAUAUGAUUGAAAAAAUUCGGCUGGAGAUCAUGUCUCACGGUGAGGAGGAAUACGACUCGUACGAUCCCGAGAGCCUGCAGAAGGUCGAGUUCAACAUCCAGAUCAACAGGGUCACGGUGAUUCUGCAGGCAAUGUCCGACACGUUGGAGGUGCUCUUCUGUUUGCCAGUGAUUUGCCGAAAUGAAGAUUUGAUGAGGAAGUAUUUCAAUGACGAGGAGCAGGACGUACUGCGGGCCUUGUGCAAGUACAUGCGAUCUAAGGAUGAUGAAGGAGGAAUGGUACCGGAGAUUGUUAAUAUGGCAGACUUUCAGUUUCCUUCGACAAAGUUUAUCGAGUUGGUUGAGAUGGUAUCAAACAAGGAUCUUCAUAAGGAGAUAACAAGCCACGUGAAGAAUCUGCCAGGCGUUUACAGGAAGUUUUUGUCCAAUGUACGUGAAUUCCGUAAGUUCACCAUCAACAAAAUGAAAAUGACCGCACAGAAGGACUUGGCCAAGGAGAAGCUUUUACAUCGAAUGUGGCAAUCGAACGCACGAAAUAUUAAGGCAAUCGCCAAAAUCGAGCAGGUUUUGGAAGAGAAGAGGGCUUCAUUCCAGGUGGAAAUCCAAGAGAAGACGGCCGUAAUCGAGAAGUAUCGGGUCGAUAUUGAACGCCUGGAGGAACAAAGCAAGAAGCAAAUUGAUGCCUUCAUAAACGAAUCGGACCGGAACAUGUUUCACUAUUUCGAGCGAAGUGAUCAACGCUAUGAAGAACUUCAGGAGGAAGUGAAUCGCAGAGUCAAGGAGUAUCAGCGAACCUUGGAGGAGGAUCUCCAAUCGGAGAAGGCAAACCGACUGAAGAAGGGAAAGUUGACUCAACAGCUUCAGCUGUGGCUCAACAAGUACGACAAGGAUGCCGGCGAACGGACCAAGGAGUUGAAUGCUUUGGGCGAUGCCUUGAAGGAACGUCAAGCGGAGUUCGAUGAAUGGAAGCGUACGGUUUUUGAUCCUCAAGAGAAAAAGUACUUCGAUGCAAUCGAAGAGAGGCGCCUGGACGAGCUGCGCGCUCAGGAGGAGGUGAUCCACCAGUUUAUGAUGAAACGGGCGGCCAUUGUACUGCAGCGUGCCUGGCGUUCGGUUGCCGAAAGAAAGCGAAAAAUGCGAGGUCGUCGCGGAGGACGACGUGCCAAGGGCAAAAAGUAAAGUUCCUUAACGUGCAAAAUUAUUUAUUUAUUUAGUAUUCACAACUGGUCAAAGUUCAGUAUUGAAAUUUAUUACGUAACUGCCUUUUUGCAGGAAGUAAAUUGCAACAUUGGGUUCCUUUCGAGCGAAGUCUUACUUUCACACAAAUGUGAUCUUCAGAUGUUUGAAACUAGAGUUGAUGUGAUGCACAAGACUUGAAUGUUUUUUAAAUAUA
Messenger RNA from Armigeres subalbatus, 1504 nucleotides. RefSeq names its product dynein regulatory complex protein 9-like. Gene Ontology annotation, molecular function: protein binding. Bases 49 to 1290 code for a protein of 413 amino acids. The record is from RefSeq and is a predicted model, not a curated record. The transcript is spliced from 5 exons. NCBI's taxonomy places the organism in Eukaryota, Metazoa, Arthropoda, Insecta, Diptera, Culicidae.